AGUGUCAUCUACUCCUGUUGCAACAAGAAGUCGAGGACGAAGUGCCCGUGCGCCCCCGCCCAUAGAUGUCAGACCAUCUACACCAACGAUGCCCUCUGUAUUUGCAUCUGACUCUGGUUCUCCAGCAGCAUCUACAAGAUCUCGUACAAGAGGAGCUACUCCAACACGGUUAGAUUCGCCAAGGACCAGGUCCAUGACAAGAGCAGCCACACCAACCAGGAAUGAAACCAGGGGCACGGAAAGUGACAGGCCUUCCUCACCUGCGCUCAGUACAAGGUCAAGGGCAAGGGCACCAGCUGUGACGUCAACCCCAUCUCGCUCCAACAGGCCUGCUCAACCACAAGCUGCACCACCACCGAAAGAAGCACCUGUUGCUCGUAUUAAGUGUCCAGAAUGCACUUCAACCUUUGCCAACGAUGCAACAUAUAAAAUUCAUAAGAGGAUGCACCUAAUGAAAAGAGUGUUUACAAAGAUUGCAAAUCCUGAAAUGUUUAUGGAGAAACUACCGUCUCUCAUCAUGGAUACAUUGGAAAAAAUCAUUAAAGAAAAGUUUGUUGGUAAAUAUGCUGAUAGCUUGAAAGCUUAUGCAGAAGAAUUAUUGAAAACAUUCUCGUCGCCUGAAGAGGAUCAUGAUCUGCUUUAUAAAUAUCUUCAUGAACACCUGUAUGCAAUUUUAUCAGACCACAGUUCUGUGUUUGCUUCAGCUCUUGUAUACGAAUAUUAUGUUGGUGUUAAUUCCUUGUUAAAUAAUGCUGAUUUCAAGACUUAUUUGAAGAAGUAUGUGCUGUCUCUUGGUGAUGUUGAGUGUCCGUCAGUUGAGGUGUUAGAACUCUUUAUAGGAAAUUUCAUGCUGGGUUUAACGAAUGAGACCUUAAUAUAUUUUGUUAGAACAAUUCAUGGUGCUACUGCAAAUGAUGAAAUAAGGAGAAAAAGGUCAGGUGACAAGAGUGACUCGAGGACUUUUCUAGAAUUGUGUCACUACAUAGGUGGCUCUGUGGUGCAUACUCUGAUCUUUAAAGGUAAUAAAUUCAAGGACACCAAUCACAGCUGGAACUUGUUUUUAGAUGUAGUCCUUAAAAAGUUUCUACCAGUUGAGGGUGUUGGCAGUGCUUGCUCCAGUAGUGCUUCACAUUUUACUAAAUCUGUAGACAGAGGUGGGCUUAAAGACAUAAGCCAAGAAGCAUUAGAUUUUUUUGUUGUAUUAUUUGACAUGCUAAUGUCUCUGGAGGGUCCUGAUGGAUCAUUACCAAAUGAUGUAAUUGAAGAAAAUGUCCUUCAAGAUAGUAGUAUUUUGUGUUUGUGGGAUGUUUUGGUGGGAAGUCAUUUAGAUGAUGACACUGUGUCAUUAGACUUUCUAACCCAAAUUUGCAACACUUGUAAAAAAAUUGUGAUGAAAGGGAUUUUGAAGAGGCGUUUGAACGAAAGAUUGAAGAAAGCUUACUCUGCUGUGUCACUCAGGUCAAGGUUGGCUGAGUGAUGUCUUUGCAGAAUAAAUAUUAUUUACAAAUGACUACACUUUUACGCUGCCAAAUAUGUAGGCGAUAAUGUUUCUAAGUCAAUUUUACCAAGAAGUUUAUGUGUGCAUGUUGUGUUUCUUGUGAUUGUGUUCAUUUUUUCAUACAUAUUUUUUUAGUUUGU
Messenger RNA from Thrips palmi, 1638 nucleotides. RefSeq lists its product as uncharacterized. The transcript has 2 exons. Lineage: Eukaryota; Metazoa; Arthropoda; Insecta; Thysanoptera; Thripidae. The record is from RefSeq and is a predicted model, not a curated record. Bases 89 to 1477 code for a protein of 462 amino acids.